UCUGGGGUUAAACAAGAUACGACAAACCUUUAUGAAUUGCUGCUGAUUAUGCACGACGAAUCCCUCGCAUAAGGCUACCAUUCAAAGCCUGGUACCUCCAUGUAUAAUUCAUAUGAAAUAUAAUACAUAGUAUAUCACCGUCGUCGAGCUAAGCUUUGGAAUAAAUAACCCUGCAGCCACCCACGAGUGCAAUUUUAACGUCUUGUCAUCCCUUGAGCCUUAACCUCUAGGGCUCUAGUGCCGUUUUCAUUUUUAAAAAGAUCUACUUCUCGCGCGUCUGCUUCUCAAUUCUCAUAGAUGAGAACAUACCUUUUAGGUACCUAGAUGAAUAUGGCGGCGACAGACGACGUAAAGCGUUCUUCUGAUGGGAAUGAGCCUCGGCCGACGUCCGCGACAUACGAGCGACGUGUCGAAAAAGAUGCUCAUCUCGCCGCUGAAGAAGGCUUCGUAGCCACUGACAGCAAUGGCGAGCCAGCCGUUCAGCUCGACAGACUGGCUGAGAGGAAGCUUCGGAAUAAGAUAGACUUGAUGGUUGUACCUACAGUCUCAUUAAUAUAUCUCUUCUGCUUCAUCGACCGCACGAAUAUCGGUAAUGCCAGGUUGGCCGGACUAGAAGUAGACUUGGGCAUGUCGGGGAACGACUACAACAAGCUUCUUUCUAUCUUCUUCAUCUCCUAUAUCAUCUUCCAGAUCCCGUCCAAUUUAGCUUGCAAGGCGAUUGGUCCGGGUUGGUUUAUCCCCUUCCUCUCCCUCGGUUUUGGUGUCUGCUCGUUGGGAAUGGCCUUCGUUCACAAUUUAUCGGCGGCUUGUGGUGUUCGUUUCCUCCUCGGCCUUUUCGAGGCCGGCAUGAUGCCUGGUAUCUCAUAUUACCUCUCGCGAUGGUAUCGUCGUUCCGAAUUGGUCUUUCGGAUCUCAUUAUUCAUCGUGAUGUCCCCAUUGGCCGGUGCGUUUGGUGGACUGCUUGCUUCGGGCAUCCUCAGUCUAUCAAACAUUGGUAGCGUCACAGCUUGGCGCAUGAUUUUCUUGGUCGAAGGAAUCAUUACCAUGGGAUUAUCCCUGAUCGCCUUCAUCACAUUAACCGAUCGCCCCGAGACAGCCCGCUGGCUCUCGGAAGAAGAAAAGACCCUAGCCAUCGCCCGUGUAAAGUCGGAAAUGCUAGGACAGUCUAAGGUGCUCGACAAGACAGACCGCAACAAAGUCUGGUUAGGGAUCUGGAACCCUGUCGUGAUAGCGACAGCCUUCAUUUUCCUGUUUAACAACAUCACCGUACAAGGUCUCUCCGUCUUCACCCCCACCAUCGUCGCCAGCAUCUACCCGAACUACACGACGAUCCGAAAACAGCUCUACACCGUCCCCCCCUACGUCGUCGGCGCCGUCUUCGAGGUCGCCAUCCCGUUAAUAAGCUGGCGCACCGACCGACGGCAAAUCUUCAUCAUCCUAACCGCGCCUUUCACGAUGAUGGGGUACAUAAUGUUCCUCGCAUCCAAGGACCCCAAGGUGCGGUACGCCGCGACUUUCUUCACGGCGAUCAGCACCUUCGCCGUCGGCCCGCUCGUCAACGCGCAGGUGUCCGCGCAGGUCAUCAGCGAUUCCGCGCGGUCCAUGAGUCUCGCCACGAAUAUGAUGCUAGGCAAUAUCGGCGGCUUAGUCGCGACUUGGAGUUAUUUAAGCUGGGAUGGACCGGAUUAUCCUAUUGGUAAUGGAUUGAAUCUGGCUGCGUCGACUAUGAUGUUGAUUAUUGGGACGGCGACCCUGUUGUGGAUGAAGGCGGAUAAUAAACGGCGCGAUGGGAAGGAUGUGAGUAAGGCGUUGGAGGGGUUGUCGCAGAGCCAGAUUGAGAGUUUGGAGUGGAAACAUCCUGGGUGGAGAUGGAAGCCUUGAGUUAACUGUCGCUGAGUAUUACUAUGGAUAGGUACCUGUUUGGUGGAUGAGGUUAAAAAGGGGUAUCUGUAUGGAUAUAGACGCGCAUGUGGGUUAUCGAGCAAGCGUAUAAAAAUGGGAUUGGGUUAUG
Annulohypoxylon maeteangense is the source of this 2011-nucleotide messenger RNA. RefSeq names its product putative MFS transporter. Gene Ontology annotation, molecular function: transmembrane transporter activity. The record is from RefSeq and is a predicted model, not a curated record. Lineage: Eukaryota; Fungi; Ascomycota; Sordariomycetes; Xylariales; Hypoxylaceae. Bases 325 to 1881 code for a protein of 518 amino acids. Gene Ontology annotation, cellular component: membrane. The transcript is spliced from 5 exons. Gene Ontology annotation, biological process: transmembrane transport.